AUGUUAUCACAACGAGAGUACGAAAAGCUUAAAUGGCAAUUAAAGAAUAUUCCAUCAACAAUUAAAGGACGUCCACGACAAAAUCUUCGAACAGCACUCCGAAAAAAAAUACACGAACAUGAAUUAGCAUCAACAUAUCCAACAUUUACACCAUCCAAUUUCCAACAAUUUUUUAUAAAUUUUCAAACAACUGAUUUAACACUUCUUCAUCUUAUUGAAGCUUGUGCAGCUUCAACAAAUUUUAUUUUGGAUACAGAAUCAGUUGGUAUUUAUCAAGGUCCAAACAAACCCGCACUUAUUCAGAUUCAAAUCAUAUUACCAACUUCGAUUUCUUAUGUAUUGAUCAUUGAAGAAAAACAGUUUUUUACAACAUUGUUUUCUUCAGGAAAAACAAUUUAUAUUUGGGGAGAAAUUGAUGAAUUAAAUGAUUUUACUAAAACUGGACUAUUUACUCUUGAUCAAAUUCAACUAUCAAAUAAUAACAAUUUUCAAGAUGAAUUUAAAGAUUAUUGGACCAAGAAACAUCCUCAUCAAACACGAUCUCAACGUUCAACAAAUGAAUUACCAUGUCAAUGUGAAUCCUGUUUAGGCAUUAAUCCAACUGAUACAUGGUCUUUACAAAAUGCCGUCGCAUAUGAACUUCAUCAAUGGUUAGAUAGACGUUUUACUCGUUCAAGUUUUGAUAUCGGUCUUGAUCCACAAUUAUAUCAUUUUAAUACGAAUGAAAUCGAACAUCGUACACAACUUACUCGUUACGCUAUAUAUGAUUGUUUAUCAAUUUAUCAAUUAUUACUUAAAUUGAACUUAAUCAACAAUCCACAACAAUCAACAGUUACAUUAAUUACAUCAAUUGAAGAAAAUAUAAUUGAACAACAACCAACAAUCAUUGAUGCUGAACAGAUUUCAUCAGAUGAAUCAGAACCUGAACGUGAACCUCAACAAUACAACUUAUUAUCGGAAGAAGAACGUAAACGAAUACACAAUCGUUCAUGUACACUGAAACAAAGAAAACGUUAUUAUCAAAAUAAAAUUAUAAUUAAUAAUAUUGACCGUCGUUUUACAAUCAAACAAAUAAAAGCUAUUAUUCGAUCUUACGACGUUCCAUUCUUUGCUGUUAAUUUUUCAACAUCAUCGACAACAAGACAACGAUCAUUACACAUCGGCAUACGAGAUUCAUCACAAAUUGAUCAUUAUCACAAUUGUAUAAAACAUUUAUUUACAACAUCUCAUUUUAAUGAAUUUAUAUCUAGUCAACGAAAUAGAUCAUCUUAUAAAGAUGAUCGAACAAGGAGAUCGAAAUGA
This is a messenger RNA of Rotaria sp. Silwood1, 1302 nucleotides long. Lineage: Eukaryota; Metazoa; Rotifera; Eurotatoria; Philodinida; Philodinidae. The record is from the annotation of a GenBank genome assembly.